AUGAUACGAAAUAUUUUGAUAGCUCUCACGUUUUCAGCGAUCUGUUUCGCGAAUAUUGUAAGACGCGAUGGUAAGUUGAGAAAGUUUUGUAGCUGGGGUGACUUGGUUAGGUUAGGUUUAUCAUUCAUUUUCUCACAUUUUGCUGUAAAUAAAAACUAUCCAGCUGUGACAAAGAAGUUUUGUGUUUUGCAAAAAAAAUUGAACUGGUUUUCAAAACAUUUUAUUGACUUGAAAAGAAGAAACUGCGUAUAAUUUUGAAAAUUUGACAAAAUGAUGUAAAAAAUGAAAAGUGAAAUUAAUUUUUUUUUCAUUUUUAGCAAACAUCUGCACAGCAAUCUGCGGUGAGAACCAAGUUUACGCAAGAUGUUUACAAACAUGUCGCCCAACUUGUGAUGACCAACAUCCAUAUUGCGAGUAAGCUAUGAUUAUUUGAAUCUUUUCUUUUCAAAAAAAAUAUUUUUUUCAGGCAAGACUGUGCUCGUUCUGGUUGUCAAUGCCGUGCUGGAUAUGUUUAUCAAGGAGAUAAAUGUGUCCAUAAUAGCCAAUGCCCUCCAAGACAAAAAGAUUCAAUCAGUAAAAGAUGUUCAUAUUCAAGCCAAUGUGCAUCGAAUGAACAUUGUGAUUCAAAUGGGUAUUGUAUUGUGCCAAGACGUAAGACUGGAACAUCAGAAAAAAUAAUCUAAAAUCUUCCGAGGUUUUUAGGUUGCUCUAAUGAAGCUCCUAAAGAAACACAUCGAUGUAAACCAAAAGCUCAAAUUCAAACUCAUACAAAAUGCAGAUAUCAUGAUGAUUGCUCAAAUGGUUAUCUUUGUGUGGAUAGAUACUGUAAACUAUCAACUUAUAUGGGGGUGAAUGAACAUGUUCAAUCUGGAACUACUUGUGAGUUUUUACCUGAUUUUCCGAGGUUUUGAUUUACUGAAGACCUGAAAAUAAUCCAUCAAAUUUUCUGGAAAUUAAAAAAACUGUAAUUAAUUUCCAGUGUUCAGAGUAUGAUGACGUCUGAAAUCAUGAAUUUCAUAUCAAAAACAACUUGUAUCAAUUUCUGAUUCGAUUAGCAAAAAUAGCUCGUAUUUUGAUUUCAAAUUUGAUUUUUUAAGAAAAUCAUGUUUUUGUUGAAAAAACACUGAUGCGGAAUUGAAAUUCAAAACUUUAAACAAACUCGUUAGUGAAACUGAAGUUAAGAAACAAAAUACAUAUACACUACUUUUUAUUAACUCUGGAAAUUUAUGCUGAAACUGAUGAAGUUCGUUGAAAUCAAAUGUAUUUUCCAGAAAAUUUAGUGUUCAUAACGUUAAGUUGGUUAUUAUAAAUUUCUGUCAAAUUUUUUAAAGUUCAUUCAAUUUGUUCUGGAAAAAAACGUGAAAAAAUUCAAACAAAUGCGAUAUUCUGAAGUAUUGUUUUCCUGAAAUUUGGAAUUUGAAUGUUUCUUUACCUAUUUGAAAACCUACAUAACCUACGUUUCUCACCUAGGUUUUUUUUUCGAAAAAAAGUUAAUUUUUAACAAUAAUAACUUAUAGAAAUUAAUAAUCAUGAUGAAUUUUUGGAACAAUAUUUUGAUUUUUUGCAGUGUGUCGAACUGACAGAGAUUGCGAACCGAUUGGAAAACAUUGCAUGGACAGAAUUUGUAAAUAA
Molecule: messenger RNA, 1632 nt
Organism: Caenorhabditis angaria
Lineage: Eukaryota; Metazoa; Nematoda; Chromadorea; Rhabditida; Rhabditidae
Source: the annotation of a GenBank genome assembly